Molecule: messenger RNA, 315 nt
Organism: Fraxinus pennsylvanica
Lineage: Eukaryota; Viridiplantae; Streptophyta; Magnoliopsida; Lamiales; Oleaceae
Source: the annotation of a GenBank genome assembly
AUGCAAAUAGCAGUAUUGGAAAAAUCAGAGAAACGCCAAGUUUUUGAUUUGCAGGAGUGUAUAAUAAAGAACACUGCAAAUUUAGCAGAGCGUGAUUCUGGAAUAAGGAAGCUGACUGCUGCACUGCAUGAUGCCUCAGAAAAUUUUGCUUCAGAGAAAGCACAGCUUAAGUCUCAUAUUUCUAAUUUGUCAGAACAUUUGACCACCGAAGAAGCAAGGACAAAGGAAUGGGAAUUGCAGUGUGAAUCAUUAGCUAAUGAGAUCGUGCAAUGUGAAGCCAACAAAAAUGAGAUGGAAAACGUGCAUGAAGCCUGA